AUGGACGCUGCGGCGACGCUGAAACAUAAAAAUAAGGUGCUGCGGGCUGAAAAGGAGGUCACCCUCGAACUGCGGCGACUGUCCAACCUCGAGGUCUACCCGGCGGCGGAGCUCGCUCACAUACGACGGGAGCACCGGGCACUGGCGACGGAAUGGCAACAGGUCAUCGGCAAAGACGCCACGGACGAUGAGCACGGACGGCUCCAUGUAGUAGGGGAAGACGAUGACGAAGGGGACUUGGUUGGCGGCGGCGGCGGCGGUGGCGGCGGGCUGCUGCCGCGGCCCAACGCCGCCGCUAUCGGCAGUAGGAAAGGCGUGGCGACCGCCGCGCAACCGCCGUCGCUGCUGGCGAUGCUGCUGCCCCCAUCCGGCACGAAACGGCGACGAAAAGAGAUAGCGCUGGCCCCGUUUAUCGCCUCUACGGCAGGAGAGGACGCAGCCGCGGCGGCGGCGGCGGCGGCUUCAGGAGGCGUUUCGCUGUCGGGGCCCUUGACAGCGACCGGGGCAGGCGGCGGAAGCGGAGCCAACAGCGGCGGCAACGCUGCCGACAAGCGUCCGGACGGCCGCCGUCAUCGCCGGAAGGGGUACGGGGGCGGGGGCAACGGUGGUGCCAGCAUCCCCGGGAGUCGGGGCCCGCCAGGCGUCCGUGGGAAGGUCAAGGGGGCAACCGGGGUCGGCGGUAGCGGCGGUGCCGGGAAAGAGGAGGGUCUGGGGUCGCAAAGCGAGAAUCGAGGCGAGCAGGAGAUUGAGCUCGAGUUUUCGCGGCUGAAGUGGGCUCUGUUCAGGAGGCGUCGGCAAGAGGCCGAGAUUCCGAGAAUGGUCGCGAGAGGGCACGGGCAGACCCCUGUUCCUCCCUUGGGUGCCAUGCCGCCCGUCCUGUCUACUGCAGGGGGGGCGGGUGGCGGCAGCGGCGGCGGCAACGGCAGCAGCAGACACCUCGUUGCUGGCGGGGACGGCGGAGGCCGCCGGGAGGCCUCCGGCACUCCGCUCAAGCCCUCGUCGUCGUCGCCGUUGUCUCUGGAGGGGUUUCCCGCCCCGCCUGCCGAGGAGCAGCUGUACCAGCUGUCGCCGAUGUCGACCCUGCUGACACGGGCGUCGGGCCGACGCGGGGGCGGCAGCGGCAGGAGGUUGCGCGAGAAACAGCAGCAGCAGCAGCAGCAGCAUCAGAGGGUCUCACGCCUUCCGCCGAAAGCGUCGUCCCCAAAGCCGGCGGCCCUGCCGUCCACGACCGCCGUCGCCACCGCAACCGCUUUUCUUGAACGGGGGCACAGCUCGCCCCCGCGGGUCGGCGCUCUCGCUGCCGCUGCUGCCCACGAGGGACCCUCGUCAUCUGGGCAAGUCUCGCCCGAAGCGGUUGGGCCGGCACCGACGACCGCCGCUGGGCGGGCGAUGCGAGUGGCAGUUGUUGCCGCCGCCGCCUCGUACGGCAACGAUAAGGGCAACGGCGAGCGCGGCAAAGGGAGCGGCGGCCGGGCGGUCCCCGGCAGGGUGGUUUCGCGUCGGCGGACGUUCGGUGCCGGCGGCGGGGGUACCGCCGCCGCCGCCGCAGGGGGGGGGGGACUGCGAGGGUUCGACGCCGCCCCGUACCAAUCAACCGUCCAUUUUCGUGAUAGAUGA
This is a messenger RNA of Ectocarpus siliculosus, 1617 nucleotides long. Lineage: Eukaryota; Phaeophyceae; Ectocarpales; Ectocarpaceae. The record is from the annotation of a GenBank genome assembly.